Molecule: messenger RNA, 1196 nt
Organism: Durotheca rogersii
Lineage: Eukaryota; Fungi; Ascomycota; Sordariomycetes; Xylariales; Xylariaceae
Exons: 1
Coding region: 593-880 (95 amino acids)
Source: RefSeq, a predicted model, not a curated record
GUCUGUGAGAGGGAGGGAGGGAGGGCAAUCUCGAAUCGUGUUUCGUAUCGUGCCUAGCUAUCAUUUGCCUGCCUCGCCUCCCUACGUAGGUAGCUGCUGAGUCCGGCCAGAUCCGGCCGCGAGAUCCAGUCUAUAUCGACGCCUACGUUGACGUCUAUCUCUGUUUGCAUAUAUCUAAGUAGAUGUGGAUGUAUAAGGGGGGCGAGGUAGGCCGGGGCGGGGGGGAGGCCAGGGACCCAGAUGUGGUGGGAUUGGUGGUGUAGGUCUACAUAGGUAUAUACCUAUAUGCCUAUACCUGGCAUAUAUUAGUAGAUAUAUAUGGGAUUAUGGAUGGUACCUGUUAUUAAUAGCCCGCAUGAGAAACGCCCUGUCGGUCCUUGACUUGGACGUGUUGUGAGAUAUAUAUGAGCCUCGGGCGCCGCGACCUGCCUGUAAACCUAUGUAGGUAUUACCUAUAAUAUAGUGCAGGCCUACACAUUCUGGGCUAUACGCACACACAUACUACCUACGUAUAGGGCGCCGCCGCCGUCGCAGCCGCCGCCGCAGCAGCAGCUGAAAACCGCGGAUCAUUUCUCAUUUCAAUCGAGCAUGAAUGAAAUAUCCGGUCUUGUUUUCUCCUUUCUUUUUUUUCUGCUUCGUCGGUCUCUUAUUCCCGAUGCCCCCCUUCUUCUCCCAUCCCCUAGGUAAUCUUAUCCCUCACCUGCAGGAUUCUCGAGCCCUGCUUGGCCCACCACGCCUAAUGCUUGAUUAUCACCCGGCGCCCCAUGGCUUCGACCGCCCACGGACUUCCUACGGCGGUGUGAGGGAGGCCGAGACUCGCGUUCUCGUUCCCCAGUCCUGUAGGUCGGCUUGCUGCCGGGUAGGCAGACGCCCAACGUAGGCGGAGGGAGGUGGGGGGCCGGGGUCGAAUGGGAAAAAGGGGGGGGGGGGAAGAAACCGAAAAAAGACUCGACGGGCUUUUUCUUCUUCCCGCUGGCUUGGGCCGUUCUGUGAAGGGCGAGGGUCGUGCAAAUGGCGUCGCGAGCUUUCAGACGCGGCCUGGUUGGUGGACCGGUUGGGAUCUGAAUGUCACUCGGCGCAUGUUCCUAUAUAAUUCGUAUGCAUGUCUAUAUAUCAUCUACUUACGUCUCUCUACCUGCCUGCCUGCCUGCCUGCCUACAUAUAUACCUAUAUCUACCCACCUACCUACAUUGCAU